GUCGGCGUGACUCGUACCUAAUCUGGAAGAACCAUUCUUCAUUCUUCACUUUGUUGACAGUGCCAGGGGUGGAAUCUCGUGUCAAGGCGCCUUUGCUGUUCAAUUACACGGUGCGCUUACCCCAAGCAUGGCCUCUGGACAGCCCGAUGCAAAUGGCAGCAGACCAUCGACCAGCGAUGAUGGCGGUCCACACUUUGAUCUCGAAACUUAUACGAGCAACUACAUGGGCCAUACCAAGAUCAUCAGGUUGCGCUUCAUUGCGGAGAAAUGCAGCGAUUCUGCUAUGGAGCUUGAAGCACUUCGCAUGGCACUGGAUGAGAUAAAAAAGGGGGACAACACGCAAGUCUACAUUGAGACAAUCGAGCGCGUGAGAGGUCGAUUGGGAAGAGCAUACCAGCAUGAUCGUGAGUGGGUGAAUACCAAAGAGAAGCAGGCGGCACAACGGCAGGAACGAUUGGAAUUGGAGCUCAAUGGGUACAAGACCAACUUGAUCAAGGAGAGCAUCCGAAUGGGGUACAACGACCUUGGUGACUUCUUCUAUGCGCGUGGCGACCUCCAAGCAGCAUUCAAGAGCUACGUGCGGACUCGGGAUUACUGCACUACCUCAAAGCACAUCAUCAACAUGUGCCUCAAUGUCAUCCUGGUCAGCAUCGAGCUGGGGCACUUUGUGAAUGUCACCAACUACGUGCAGAAGGCCGAGCAGACCCCGGACAAUACAGAUCCUGUUAUACAGGGGAAGCUCAAGUGCGCUGCAGGGCUGGCACAUCUGGAAAACAAAAAGUAUAAGCUGGCUGCAAGAAAGUUCGUCGACGUCAACUUUGAGCUUGGCACACAGUACAAAAAGGUUAUUGCACCCCAGGAUGUGGCCCUGUAUGGAGCACUCUGUGCACUGGCGUCGUUUGAUCGGGCAGAUCUGAAGAGCAAAGUGAUCGACAACAUCUCCUUUCGAAAUUUCUUAGAACUCGUGCCAGACAUUCGGGAGCUCAUAAACGACUUUUAUGCGAGCCGGUACGCGUCGUGCCUGGGGUACUUACAGAAGCUGAAGCCGGACCUGCUGUUGGACGUGCACCUGUUCGACCACGUGGACACGCUGUACGAACAGAUCCGGCACAAGGCGCUCAUCCAGUACACCACGCCCUUCAUCUCGGUGGACCUCAACAGAAUGGCGGCGUCCUUCAAGACGAACGUGGCGGGGCUGGAGAAGGAGCUGGCGGCUCUGAUCAUGGAGAAUCAGAUCCAGGCUCGCAUCGACUCCCACAACAAGAUUCUGUAUGCACGCCACGCGGAUCAGCGAAACACGUCCUUUCAAAAAGCACUUCAAGUAGGGGCGGAUUACCAACGUGACACGAAAGCUCUUUUACUUCGGGCGAAUCUUAUGCAGCACGACUUUGUUGUCAAACCAAAGAAAGGCCAGUGAGAAAGAAUCUCAAACUCAAGGAUGCUCUUAUAGACCCUAGAGACUUGCUCUGCAAAUGCCAUCUUAACACAAAGAAAGGAUGAUCGUCAAGAAGCUGAUUCAGCUAUCGAGCCUGUCUAACGUCGAAGGUAGAUAAAGCUGCGAGGUUGCUUGAUGUGAGAUGUUGGAGCCAGGCCAUGGCCUGUUUCUCGUCAGAACUUCGUAAACCAUGUGGUUCAACCGUCCAAGAUAGGUUUGUCUAUCAGACCGUGUCGAGAAUCGCUGAAGCUGUCUUCAUCUCUUUGUUGUAAUGGCCCUUACACGAGUUGUCGGAAG
This is a messenger RNA of Klebsormidium nitens, 1732 nucleotides long. Lineage: Eukaryota; Viridiplantae; Streptophyta; Klebsormidiophyceae; Klebsormidiales; Klebsormidiaceae. The record is from the annotation of a GenBank genome assembly.